This is a messenger RNA of Sparassis crispa, 948 nucleotides long. RefSeq lists its product as hypothetical. The transcript has 22 exons. NCBI's taxonomy places the organism in Eukaryota, Fungi, Basidiomycota, Agaricomycetes, Polyporales, Sparassidaceae. The record is from RefSeq and is a predicted model, not a curated record. Bases 1 to 948 code for a protein of 315 amino acids.
AUGGCAUUCCUCUUCAGCAAAGAUGCCGUCCUGGGCGCAGCGUUCAUCGGGUUCUCGAUCUCCACGCUAUGCUUGGGAGCGCUGAGCAUGCAGACAUACACCUAUUUCCGACGGUACCCUCAAGAUAGACCGUUCUACAAGGCAUUGGUUGCGUUCAUUUGGAUAUUGGAGUUCGUCGACCAAGCGGUCGUCGCUCACGCAGUCUACUUCUACCUAGUCACUAACUGGGGAGAGCCUCUCAGCCUUUUGGGCAGACCAGUAUGGUCCCUCCUGGUACAAGUAACAUUAGGAGCUGCUGCAGGCACCGUUGUGAAAGCGUGCUUCGCAAUGCGCGUAUGGAGAUUCAGUAACCGCAACAUCUGGGCCACUGGGCUUAUCCUCCUUCUGACAUUUGCGCAAAUGGCGACGGCUUGUGUGUUCACACGGAAGGGCUUCGAGAUGUCAAGCCUGGCAGAUGCUUCACAACUUAGAUUUGUCGCUACGUUGUCGCUUGGCAUUGGCGUAGCAACUGACAGUGUAACCGCGAUCGCCCUGUGCAUCUUCUUACGCAAAUUGCGCACGGGAUACACUAAAGACGAUUCUAUAGUCAACAGAUUGUCAUUAUUUGCUGUAAACACGGGUGCCCUCACGAGUGCUUUCAGUUUGGCGACCUUGGUCACGUACGAUACAAUGCCCUCAAACUUCGUCUACAUGGGCUGUUACUUUGUUGUCAGCAAACUGUAUGCAAACUCCUUCUUGGCAACGCUAAACACUCGCAAGGUAUUGCGGGGACGUGGAACGGAUGGCGAGCAUGUCACGAUGCCAACAUUCUUGAUGGUGGGAAAGAUCACAGAACAAGACCAGGAAGAUCAAGAUAUCACCACGCAGGGAUCCCGUAUCGAAGUAGGCGUUCAGCGGGAGAUAUCCCUCAGUCGAGACCCUAUCCCGAGUUACGCUGUAGCAUGGUAG